GCUAUGUUUUGAUGAUGUAUGAUUUUGAUGACAAUGUUUAGGAAUAAGGGCACGAUGCUGGUUCGACUGCUGCUUUUAUCGUCAGUUCUGUUGAGCUGCAUAAGCAAUGGGAGUGGUGGGGUGACCAGUGGAUUUGUUCGUAACGAGUUUCCGUCUGUUGAUAUUCCCCUCGACAAUGAAGUUUUUGCUGUCCCUAAAGGUUACAAUGCACCACAGCAAGUGCACAUUACACAGGGUGACUAUGAUGGGAAGGCUGUGAUUAUUACAUGGGUAACGGCUGAUGAACCGGGGUCCAACAAAGUUAGCUACGGUUUGUCAGAGGGAAAAUACGAGUAUACUGCAGAAGGGACAGUACACAACUAUACCUUCUACAACUAUACGUCUGGAUAUAUUCAUCAGUGCUUGAUAGAUGGUCUUCAGUAUAGCACAAAGUAUUACUACGAGAUUGGGGAUGGUGAUUCUUCAAGAACGUUUUGGUUUCAAACACCACCGCCAAUUGAUCCAGAUUCUCCUUACAAGUUUGGAAUAAUUGGUGAUCUCGGUCAAACAUAUAAUUCUCUUUCGACUAUUGAGCAUUGUAUGCAGAGUGGUGCUGAGGCUAUCUUAUUUGUUGGAGAUCUUUCUUAUGCUGAUAGAUAUGAAUAUCAUGAUGUUGGUGUUCGCUGGGAUUCAUGGGGUCGUUUUAAUGAACGUAGCUCAGCGUAUCACCCAUGGAUGUGGUCAGCUGGAAAUCAUGAAAUAGAGUACUUCCCAUAUAUGGGGGAGGUUACUCCUUUCAGAAAUUAUCUUCAACGAUAUCCUACACCUUAUCUUGCCAGUGAAAGCAGCAGUCCUCUCUGGUAUGCCGUGAGACGGGCGUCUGCUCAUAUUAUUGUCCUGUCCAGUUACUCUCCAUUUGUAAAAUAUACACCUCAGUGGGAGUGGCUUCAACAAGAAUUGAAAAGGGUCGACAGAGAGAAAACUCCUUGGCUUAUAGUCCUGGUGCAUUCUCCGUUAUACAAUAGCAACGAUGCUCAUUUCAUGGAGGGCGAAAGCAUGAGAGUCGUCUUCGAGAGCUGGUUUUGUAACUAUAAAGUUGAUGUUGUCUUUGCUGGUCACGUCCAUGCAUAUGAAAGAUCGUACCGUAUAUCGAACACAAGGUACAACGUGUCUAGUGGUCCUGCCUAUCCUGUACCAGACAAAUCGGCUCCUGUUUACAUAACUAUUGGCGAUGGAGGAAACCAAGAAGGUCUUGCUUUGAGGUUUAGGGAUCCCCAGCCAGAUUAUUCCGCAUUUCGCGAAGCAAGCUACGGGCAUGCGACAUUAGAUAUAAAAAACCGGACACAUGCUUUUUACCAUUGGAAUAGAAAUGAUGAUGGAAAAAGAACACCUACCGAUGAAUUUGUCCUGCAUAACCAGUACUGGGGAAUGAAUCGUCGAAGAAGAAAGCUGAAGAAGAACCAUCUCAAUUCUGUGCUAUCCAAUUUGCCACUGAGUCUGAUAUUUUGAUGUGGAAAAAACGGAGAUGCCGAUCGAUUCUUGUUCUCUUAUUCGGAAGGGCUUGUUGUACUCGUCUCGGAGGGAGUGUGCUACUUUUGUUUAAUGUGGAACCAAUUGUGUGAUAAAAUAUAUGGUCUUUAAUUGGUGGAGAGACUCACAUUUGAUGUAAAUAUCUCAACUUGUAUGUGUGCUGAAAUUGGAAAUCGGUGGCGUUUGAAAUGGCAUCAUCGCUUUUCAUGUGUCGUUUUCAUUAAUCAAGUUGUAAAACAAAAAUAAAUAUAUCCUUACAUCGCGUGAUUAUAAUGAAAUGAAAAGAUGCAUUAGGGGAACAAA
Molecule: messenger RNA, 1812 nt
Organism: Erythranthe guttata (spotted monkey flower)
Lineage: Eukaryota; Viridiplantae; Streptophyta; Magnoliopsida; Lamiales; Phrymaceae
Product: bifunctional purple acid phosphatase 26
Molecular function (GO): acid phosphatase activity; metal ion binding; protein binding
Source: RefSeq, a predicted model, not a curated record